AUGGCUAUGAUCGACGAGCCACUCUAUCCUAUAGCUAUUUUGAUAGAUGAACUGAAAAAUGAAGAUAUUCAGUUGCGGUUGAACUCCAUUCGAAGACUUUCUACGAUUGCAAGAGCUCUGGGCGAGGAAAGAACUAGGAAAGAAUUGAUCCCUUUUCUUAGUGAAAACAAUGAUGAUGACGAUGAGGUGCUUCUUGCAAUGGCUGAAGAAUUAGGAGUAUUUAUUCCCUACAUUGGUGGUGUUGAGUAUGCUCAUGUUCUGCUUCCUCCAUUGGAGACACUAUGCACUGUGGAGGAAACUUGUGUUAGAGAGAAGGCUGUGGAAUCAUUGUGCAGAAUUGGGACCCAAAUGAAGGAAAGCGAUUUAGUGGACUGGUUUGUUCCACUCGUCAAGGUAAGAAAAUUAAAAUAUUGUGUCCCUGUGAUCAUGAAUUUUUUGCCGGAAGUCAUUUUCUUGAGGUACUGUUACUUUUCGGGGUGCAUGAGUCAUUUUCCCAAAACUUGAAAACAACCUUCUACAAGCCCGGAGCGAACUAUAUGUCAUGCGAGCUUUUUUAAUUAGCUCGUAACAAAUUUUCCCUGUGAUCUGACAAAUUUUCCUGUUUAAUUAGCUCGUAACACAAGUAAUCUAUGAUUUUUUCCCUGAAAACCCUGGAAAUUAGCAAGUAGGACUUAUUUUGUUGUUUUUAUAUAAUCACUGGAUUGCUCUUCAUUUCUAAAUGUAUGACAUUAGUUGUCGCACAUCUGCCAUUUUGGUUUAUUUUUUCCUUAUUGUAUGUUCCUUGUGUAGAGACUUGCAGCUGGCGAGUGGUUUACUGCUCGAGUUUCUUCAUGUGGACUGUUUCAUAUUGCUUAUCCAAGUGCUCCUGAUCCUAUAAAGUCCGAAUUGAGGUCCAUAUAUGGCCAACUAUGCCAAGACGAUAUGCCAAUGGUUAGAAGAUCUGCUGCGUCCAAUUUAGGAAAGUUUGCAUCCGCUGUUGAACCAGGUCAUCUAAAGACAGAUAUCAUCCCCAUGUUUGAGGAUCUGACCCGAGAUGGUAUGUAUUAUUUGGUUGUUUGGGUUUGAUCUACUUCCAUUUCAAGCAGAUUGCAUCAGUCAUCCGUUUUUGAAAUUAUCUUCUGGCUAACUUUUAAAAUGAAGAUGGCUUAGUUCUUACAUUAGAUUCUCAUUUUUUUUCUAUUGCGAAUAUCUGUGCAUUAUGUUCAUUCUUUUAUUUUGUAUUUUAUUGAAAAUGCUUCAGAUUUAUUUUUUAUGCGACUGAUUUUCAUCUUCCAUGGACUUUUGUUUGUUCUAGAUCAAGAUUCUGUGCGGCUUUUGGCUGUUGAAGGAUGUGCAGCACUCGGAAAAUUGUUGGAAUCCCAGGACUGUAUCACUCAUAUUCUUCCUGUUAUCAUUAGUUUCUCACAGGUGUGCAUUAGCCUUCUUGUUGUAAUAAUUAUGUUUGUGGAAAGAUUCUCCUCUCAUUGGCAUGCAUUCAUCUUUUAGUUUCUAUAAGCAGAAAUAUGGGAAUCAUGUUCUCUUUUUAUGCUUCUGUUUCUUCUCCGAUCAACGAUAUCAUAUCUACCCUGAAAAUCAAAAUCAUGGUUUAUGACAGUCAUCAUGUGCACUAGUUUCUGUUUUGAUUGCAUUUUUUUCUUUCUUAUUGAAUAGGAUAAAUCGUGGCGAGUGCGCUACAUGGUGGCUAAUCAAUUAUAUGAGCUUUGUGAAGCUGUUGGUCCCGAGUUGACUAGGUAUCACGUAAAUUUUAUUUUCAAUGUCUGAUAUUAUUAUGAUUAAAUCUCUAAAUGCCAAGUGCCUAUUGUUGUUGUUAACUCUUAUUCUUAUUUUUUUUUCACAAUUUAAAACUAAUUUAUGCAUGUGAUACUCUACUAAUCUCGAAAACAACGGGGUCUAUAUAUUUAGACGUCAAUGCUAAUUUUUGGAAACUUUACUUUGUUAUUAAAUAUUUAUUUCUAUGUUUUUUCAUUUAACACAGUAAGCCAAUACUAAGAUUUUUUGGCAGAUGUUUUUUUUCAUAUUUAUUUCUUUAUAUCUUUCUUAGAGUUUAUUGGUCUUUUCAUAUUACGGUAAUAAAGUAGUCCGAUCUGAUAUUAUUAAAAUACUUACAAUAAUACAUAUUAGAUGCCAUGGUAAGAUAUGAAUCAUCUUACAAAGUUUUGAUUUGACUUUAGGUUUCCUACUCUAAAUUACCUAAUUAUUUGUUAUGACCAUAAUAUAAUGGUUUGAGUAAAAAUGUUGAGCAUAAAGAUACAGUUCACAUGCUAAUGGUACAUUUAUUUAGUUUUGCUUGAAAAACAGGGGAAUAAGGCGGAAAAAUGUGGAUCAAACAUGUAUGUUUUGUCUCCCUUGUACUGCUUGAAGAAUGGAGGGAAAGAAUGUAGAUCAAACAUGUAUGUUUCAUAUGUGAAAUAUUUUAUCAGCUACUGUUGUGUUGAAUGUUUAUGCAUGAUAUACAUUGCUUCGUCAAUGCAACCUAUUGAUUGGCCACUCUUACUGCGCAGAUUUUUUUUUGUUCAAUAAUAAAUUGCAUAACAUCAUCCAAAUGACCAUAUGAAUGAUAUAAUUCUUGUCAAUGACUAAUUGGUGCUUCUUAUCUUAUCUCUGUAUUAAAGGACGGAUUUGAUGCCUGCAUAUGUUCGGCUUCUUCGAGAUAAUGAGGCAGAAGUGCGGAUAGCAGCUGCUGGAAAGGUGACAAAGUUCUGUCGUAUCUUGGAACCUCAACUUGCUAUUCAGCACAUUCUUCCAUGUGUGAAGGUACGGAUACUGUCCAUUGCGAGAUAGAUCUUUUUUUGAAAAAUGCAAGGCCAGUGGUAUAUUUCUGGAUGAUUGGCUACCCUUUCUGCAUGAGUGACUACCCUCAUGUUUCAUCCCGCUUUUAUUUUAUGCAUGUUUCUUCAUGUGUUUGCUUACCAUAGGUUAUUUUGUGGCCAUUAGUUAAGACGAGGCGUAUAAACUACUUACAGAAUCUGUAAUUGCAUUUCAUUGGUUAAACGUUGCUUUCUUUUUUCAAAGUGAAUGGUGCGUUAAUUCAUUAGACUGCUGUUUCAAGUUACUUGCCUAUCAUCAUCUGUUACAUUUAUUCAGAGAUUACACAUUCAAUAUGAUAAAUCAUGAUAAUUAUAAACAAUAGAAAGGUAACGAAAUGUGAUGUUAUUUUAUGAAGGGAAAGAUACAUGCGCUGUAUCUCACACGUGAUUUGCUCCCUGUAGGAUGAUAUUUUUUUCGUCGUUUUAGGCCUCGUGCAUUACGAAUUUCAUGAAGCUUAUCUUAUAAACCUGAUCCUGACUAGGAUUUUUUGGUUCAGAUUUAAAGGCCUUGUUAAAUUUUUUUUGGCAGUUAAUCCGUCACGUCUUGUCCUUGUGUGGCUUAGUUUUGUACCAUGUAACAGUGAAACUGCUUGGUAUCCUUUUUUAUUUCCAAUACGGCCCGUCUGCUUCCAGUCAUGAUUUGUAUUUCAUGUCCAAUAUGUUCCAUUUUAAUCUGUUUUGUAUGGAACUUUUUGGCUGUAGGAAUUGUCAUCUGACUCUUCACAACAUGUUCGCUCAGCCUUAGCAUCAGUCAUCAUGGGAAUGGCACCAGUUCUGGGAAAGGUAUAUGCAUAUAUUUACUUUCUGAAAUGAAAGUGGGACCUUUUGCUUUGCAGUUUCUAAGGUGUUUCAUGAUUUACAUCUGAAGUGAAAGUCGGACCUUUUUCUCUUUUGUUUGUUGCUCAUGCAUCGUUCUUUGAUUUGUUCCCUUAAUGUUUUUUUGUCUAAUAUUUCUUUAUUAUGCUCCAUUUUUAUGAAUUUUGGUGAAGAUUUUGCAUGUAGGAUUAUAGAAUAUAUGACGUUAUCAUGGGAAAAAACUAGUCUGCUUCUCUUAAUGCCAUUUGUGUUUUCUUUUGCACAUUCAAUAAAUGAGAUUCUAUAUGUAGAAAGAGGACAACUCACUUACUUUGUUCCUUAUGUGCGCCAGGUGAUAAUUUCAUCUUGAUCAGCUAGACAGAGAAACCUUUCAUUAGGCCAAAAAAUCACAUAAAGCCUAAAAGUGAUGCAAGACAGUCUUGAUUACCAGUUUAAUCUUCUAGACGUCACUGACGUAAAACUUAUCUGAUUUGAUAUUUGGGGGGGCAUACGGAGUUCAGAUUCAAUGCAUAAUUUAAUGCGACAAACUGUCCUCAGAAUGAUAAGAAAACACGUUUCUCAGCAUUGUGUAUGGUAAUCGAGAACCAAAUUUGAUUGUGGUGAUCAGCUGCCACUUGAUCGACUUCCAUAGAAUUCUCUUAACAUAUUGCCCUGACUUGCGUGAUCUUAGUCUAUAUUUGGAAUUUGAACUAUCAAAUCAAUCCCGCUAACAUGAUAAGAGUCCGAUUCUUUAUAUCAAUUUGUGGAUGAAUUAUCUUGUUGGAUGGCAGAAACCACCACUGGUACACAGCUGAGCCAAAAAAAACCUAAAUCCAUUUUUGAAGUACGUGAAGCUGAGUCACGAGUCUUCUAGCAAUUGAGAUACCAAUGAGAUGAAUGUGUUUCCUUUUUGUUGCUCCUAUUUCUUCUCCUCUUUUCCAAUCUCGUCUAAAUAAACUACAGGUUUCUUGUAUAUUCUUACUUUCAGCAGCGACAGUUUUUCAACCAUGGCUCAGUUGUUUGCUUCUGGCCGUUUUGUUUUUCUUUGUGGAUUUGAUUCUUACUUUUAGUGUCUCUUCAUCCGUAAGGAAUACGGUUACGAGUCACCAGAGUGGAUAUUCUUAUUGUUUUUUUUUAUAUAUUUAAAAUGUUGUUUUUGUCUUUAAGUGAUUAACGGAAUACCAAAAAUUCUGAUUGUACGAAAUUGGUCUCAGUCAAACUAUUCUGUCUUCUCACAAUAUUUAAUACAUGUACCUGUAGUAAAUACCUUUUUUACUGGCGAAACUAAUGGUUUGUAUAUUGUAGGAUGCCACAAUCGAGCAGCUGCUGCCAAUAUUUCUCUCUCUUUUGAAAGAUGAAUUUCCUGAUGUCCGAUUGAAUAUAAUUAGCAAACUCGACCAAGUGAAUCAGGUUUGAAUUUUUUUUCCCGUGUUUUUUUGUUCGAAGUGAAACAGUUUAUUGCCGUUGCCCAUGGACAUAAUCUUUUACUUUUUUUGAUAGUUUAAUUGGAGCCUUCUGUUUUGAUGCAUUUCAUCAUUGCUUUCUUUUUAUUGGUAAUAUAAUUGUGGUCUCAUGGUUAAGGGAAUUGAUUUAAUCGAGUACAUUUUUCCUGGUGAUGUUAUUUCUUUAAUCGAUAUUACAUUAUUUAGGGAAGUGGAGUGGAUGUUGUGGUAUCUGAUAUGUAUUUUGUAGAUCAUGUUGGUAGCAUUCAAAUAUAUCCCGUUGGAUCUGCACGUUUUUGGGGUUCUAACACCUGUUACUUUAUUUUAAUCUAAAAUGUUGUGUUUUAAAUAGGUAAAAAGCUGAAGUGUUGCUAAUCUGAUGGUCGCUUGGAUGGAUGUAGUUGCAAAUAGUUCCCUGGCGACUUGUAAAGAUCAUACACCAUACUUGACGCCAUUGAUUGCCAUUCUUUCAUGGGUGUUUAGUAUCAAGCACCAUCUAUAUACUACAAAGAAUACUUAUGUCUAUUAUAUUUAUCCUUUUUAAGAUUUUUCCCAGGAAUGAGCAAGACAUAUCCUACAAACGUACACCGUGGAUGUUAGCUUGUUUAGUUUAUCAAAAGUUAACUGAUUUUGCCAGCUUUUGCCGUCAAAAUUAUGGGAAAGCAAAUCGACAAUUCGGCCUUUGCUUCUUUCAUUUACUCUUAAACCACCAAGGGGCAAAUAGUGGAAAACUAAUAAUGGAAAAAUGAAAAAUGAUUACUGCGGGCUAAAUUUAGACGUGUUACCUGAAUUUGUUGCGGAAGAUACUAGUUUUACUAUUACAGUCUGUAUUAACGUUUGUUCUGGUUGCACUGGAACGUGUGAACAUCCGGUACUUUAGGGAGACGAAGAUUGGAAUUAGCUUGCAAUUGUUUUCAGAUCGUGGGCACCUUUUCUUCUAAUGAGAUAGAUUCUUUAUUUCACACCAACACCUCGAUUACAAUGCGCAUAUAAUGAGAGGUGUCCUGGUAAGAGCACUUUGGUUUGUGGCAAUGGUGGCCGUUAGUCGAAUGUCAUGGUGGUGUCUUGAUCUUCCUUUGAAACGGAAGAGGAGGAAAAAAUUGCAUUGUCCUGUUAGUUUUUCCUUCUUGGAGUGCAAACUUGUUCGAGGCUGGCAGGGUUUCACUUUUGCAGCUGGGGGAAGAGCCAGAGAAGGAGAAGAGUUAGAGCAGUAGGUCUCCAGCUGCAGUCGUCGAUGGAAGAAGAAUCGGGAAGGAGGUGUCAGUGUGCAAAGCAUAAAUGGAGAAUUACUAAAACAAACGCUUCAUCUACCUUGACAUGCGGCUUUCUUUGGUGCCCCACAUUCUCGAGAUAUUUAUCGUCUUCCACCCCAACCUUCCAAGAAUGGCCAUGUAUUUGUUUUGGGAAGGGAAACAAUCAAAGGGAGAAGGGGGGGGGGGCUUUAUCUUAAAGAUUCAUCUGUUUUUGUGACAGGUUUUUAUAACAUGCCCAAAGUGUCUUAUUUUUUAUUUGCCAAUCUGUCGACAGUCUUGAUCAGGAAUAAAUUUGGACCGAGCCUAUCUGGGAUAUUAUCUUCCUCCAGCAUUGUCUUUGCUAUUAGACAAAGAUAACUAAUUGAUUUUAUUUUAAACGAAUAUAACCUAUAUUUCUGGCUCGAAUUUUAUUUUACUCUUGAACAGUUUUAAAGUAAUUAAUUUCUAAAGUGUUAUAACCAAACGUGAUAUCUUUUGUAGGUGAUCGGUGUGGACCUAUUGUCCCAGUCAUUGUUGCCGGCCAUUGUGGAGCUUGCGGAGGACAGACAUUGGCGUGUUCGCCUUGCUAUAAUUGAGUACAUCCCACUGUUAGCAAGCCAGCUGGGUGUGGGCUUUUUCAAUGAAGAACUUGGGACACUUUGUAUGCAGUGGUUGGAAGAUAAGGUACGUGAUAAUCUCUUUGUUUGCGACUGCAACUGUCUCUAGUAUUGAAGUCGGUUCCAACUCCUGUGCUUCUUUAAAACCGUUAUCAUGUCUUCCUUCCGAUGCAGCCACGAGUUCCAUCCUACCAUCAUUAUGCCUUCUGACGAUCUGCGUUACUUACUUUGAAAAGCGGUGUUCGAUCAAACGAUCGCUUCAUUCUGAUCAAUGAGAAACCUCUUCUCCUCUGGUAAAAUGCCAGCAGUUGAAGUGGGAUUCUGUUUGAUAAAAGAGACGUAACUAAUAUUUCAAUUUUCGUUUUAUUCAAAUACUUUUUAUUUUUAUUUUUGAGGAACUUUUGUUUCCACGUUAACCUGAGGCUUUUCUCAAUUUAUUUAUUUUAUUUUAUUUUUAUUUUUAUUUUUUUGUUGCGGUGAUAGACUAUCGUUAAGUAGGCUCUUCGGUUUGUUGUGAUCAUCUGGGGUAUCCAAUGAGUUGUUCUUGGAAAACUACAGGUUUACUCAAUUCGUGAUGCAGCAGCUAAUAACUUGAAGCGUCUCGCUGAGGAAUUCGGCCCAGAAUGGGCUUUGCAGCAUAUUAUUCCUCAGGUGAUCUUUCUUACUUGUUACUCUUGCAGAUCAUCUGUCAUUGUUUGCCUCUCCAUUGUAUGUUACAUCACACAAACCACUCUUUUGCUUCUGAUCGCGAAUCGUCUCUUCUUCUUCUUCUUCUUCUUCCUUUUCUUUUUUUUUUUUCUUGUUGGAUGUGCUGGGGGUUCUGAAAACUGUGCAGAUUAUGGAGAAGAUCAGCAACCCGCACUACCUCCACCGGAUGACCAUCCUGCACGCCAUUUCUUUGCUUGCUCCCGUCAUGGGCUCGGAAAUCACCAGCCAAAAGCUGUUGCCAGUGAUCGUCACCGCUUCGAAAGAUAGGUGACUCCUCAGACGAGCAAAUCACACUUGUUCUUCUUCUUCUUCUUCUUCUUCUUCUUCUUCCUGUUCAUUGGCUUGGACUGGACUUUCUCUCUUGCAGAGUACCCAACAUUAAGUUCAACGUGGCAAAGGUCUUGCAGUCUCUCAUUCCAAUACUUCAGCAACCUGUGAGUAAAUCUCUCUCUCUCUCUCUCUCUCUCUCUCUCUCUCUCUCUCUCUCUCUCUCUCGUCUCACAUGUAUACACAUGCUUAGCAGCUGGUCUAACUACUGAUUUGGUUAUCGGAAGGUCGUGGAGCAGACGGUGAGACCCGCCCUGGUGGAGCUGAGCGAGGACCCCGACGUGGACGUGAGGUACUUCGCCAGCCAGGCUCUCCACGCCUGCGACAACGUCAUGAUGUCAGCCUAG
Molecule: messenger RNA, 8275 nt
Organism: Spirodela intermedia
Lineage: Eukaryota; Viridiplantae; Streptophyta; Magnoliopsida; Alismatales; Araceae
Source: the annotation of a GenBank genome assembly